Dermacentor silvarum is the source of this 2532-nucleotide messenger RNA. RefSeq lists its product as uncharacterized. The coding region runs from base 205 to 2532 and encodes 775 amino acids. The transcript has 5 exons. The record is from RefSeq and is a predicted model, not a curated record. NCBI's taxonomy places the organism in Eukaryota, Metazoa, Arthropoda, Arachnida, Ixodida, Ixodidae.
AGGGCGCGACCAAUUUUGACAGCGGACAAGUCCGCAGAGUGAUUUGACUGGCGCAUCAGUCGUCAACACGUAACCGCACCACGUGCAGGCAUUACGAGACCACGUUUCUAAGUAUCAAGCCUACGUAAGGUAGCACGCCUGACGACCGACGGAUAUAGUUCACGCGGCAGCACUGUGUUUGGCUACUCAGCGGACUGGUGAAUCAUGUCUUAUGAGUCGCGCGUAAACGAUGCCAUCAACACCGAACGUGCACCCGACGCAGGCAGCACGGAAGGGCACGCCCAGAACAUCCCCUGCACAAAGGCGGGAGGGGCAAGCUGUCGUUUACUGAAGCACCGCCGUGGCUUAAACGAGAUCCUUCUACACGCUUGCCUAGAGCUUCGGGAAGACUGGCGAGGAAAGAGCAGGGGCGAUGCCCUUAUCGCGGUCGUCGAGGCAAGCACUUGCGGGCACGCCUUGUACGGCUCAGAGGAAGAUUCGUGCAAAUCGAAGGCACUGCAUCUUGUUGAACGUCUAGUAGCUGAGCACCGCUGCAUCACAGCGAUUGAAUUCAACGGCUGCUCGACGUAUCACCCUUCGUUACUGUCAGCAGUAAAACGCCAUGGCUCUUUGAAAAGCGUUGCUGUCUGCGGGAAAUUCCUUGCAUCUGGCGACGCAGCUUUCAUGUGCGAGGUGAUCAAGUCCCUCCCGCAACUCGAGAGACUCGCCUUCAAGGUUCACGAUUUCGAGAAGGACUGGGGAAUUAAGAUAGGUUUGUGCGGGAGCUCAUUCGAGCUGGGCAUGCAUUACCUGACGACUCUCGACGUGGCAGUACUUUCAAUGUCCCCUAGCGAGGCGAGGCGGCUCAUUCAUGCUCUCAUAGAUAACCAGACUGUCACUGACAUCGCCGUCGGACAAUGCGUGUUCGGCUACCGCGACGAAGCCUCCAAUGCACUCUUCGCCAGCUACCUCGCCAAAGAAGGCUCAACGCUGAAGAUAGUGACGCUCAAAUCGAACGCUUUUUCCGACAGGGAGUCGCUCUUGAGAGAACUCAUCGAUGCGUUCUGCAAGAUGAAUACUUUGGAGGAACUGAAUGCGGAUAUCGUCGUGAUGAACGCAGAAUUCGUGGGCGCGGUCGCCCUAUUCGCCAAAGUGGCCUCCCAGAGCACGACACUCCGCAGCCUGAGGCUCCCUUCGACGUUCUGCGAAUGCCGUGCUUCAUUCUGGUGCCCCAGCGCCCAGCUUCCAGAUCUCAAAGCCGCGCAAUGCAUGGAUCCCUGGCUCACAGCCCUGCGGCGACAGGACUCACUGCUCAACAAGCUCUGCAUCGACUUGCGAGGCUUCGGCGAAGCGGAGUGCCAUGCCUUCUUCGGCGCAGUUGCGGACACCGACGCUCUGAGGUCGGUGGUCGUCCUCUCGUUGCCCGGAAUCGACAGGAUCGACAGGGUCUGCAGAACCAUCCAGGAGCGAGGACUGAACGAUCGAGUGGUCAUCCAUGGGCAUUACAUGCACAGCAACACGCAGCGGCUGCAGCAAUGCCCGCGAAUCAGCAGCGCAACAAUCAGAGCGAGCCAUUUUCUUUGCAGCGAAGGUGUCGGUUUGCAGCCGGUUAUCUCAGCUCUAGAAGUGGUCGGUGGCUGCGCUCACAUAACGUCACUUCGGGUUAACUGCGAUCGCUUCGAUCGCAAAGCGUUCUCCGCCUUGGCGGCAUGUGUAAGGGCCCCGUCCACGCUUACCGAUGUAAACAUAGACUUCGGUUACGUUUGUACCCUUCUAACAGAGCAGGAUCGUCGGGAUGUGCAGGGGGAACUGGUGAGAGCCCUGGCCUCCAACCUCAAACUAGUCCGACUCAACAUCAAGGGAGUGCUGCUGUCCAACGACGACUUCAAGUGGCUCGCGGACAGUGCUAGCAAGAGUCUCAGCCUCAUGGAGUUCACCUUGACUCCCGCCUGUGUCUUCAGUGCCAGGCAUGGCCAAAUGUAUGGAGAAGUGCGCAGCUGUUCGUUGCACAAGGCCGAGGCGUUGACGGGAGCAUCCAAUGAGAAGGACAUCGCACUGGCCGACAUCAUGGAAGCGACCAGAAAGAAUGCCUCCGCCGUCUCGGCUGCAGCUCGGUUCGUGUUAGGCGAGGAAGAUGGCAUCGAAGGCGCUCGUUCUAUCGAGCUGAUGCACAACCAUCCUCGUCUCCUCGAGAUGGUGAGAGAAAGUGCUGACGUCACUAAGGCCGACGCCAAGAAGAUCAUCAGCAGCGCUCUGCUUCGUCUUCGCCACUGUAGCCUUCACGAGUAUAUGAGAAUGGUCGGCGUCGUCAAGGAGACGGUGGAAUGCCUUGCAGUCCCUGGUACCAGUUUUCAGCUCUCCGACAUUAACCCCUACUGCUGGCUGCACAUUCGCAGUUUCCUGAAGAUAGCGGAUGUUCUGCAGCCUCGAGCCGGUCUACGCCGGCAGUCACCACCAGCAGAGCUUUCAAGUAUUGGCAUAGAAGAAGACACGGGAGGUCCUUAUGGCAUCGACGUUCGGCUGAAUCCAGAAGUCAAUAAAUCAAUCUUGUGA